UUCCUUCUCCGCUGGAUCGGAUUCAGAUCGGCACCCACCACCACCACCUUCCUUCCUUCUUCUCUCUUUCUCAGUCUCAGAUCAGAAUUAUCAGAUCCCGAGGGAGGGAGGAAGGGAGGCCAUGGCCACCGCCUUUGACUCCCCGACCGCCUCGCCCGCCGCCUCUCCCUUCGACGACGACUCCUUCCUCCGCUUCGACGCCGCCGCGCCCGCUCCCGCGCCAGCGGACGCCUUCCCGCCAUCACCGGAGCCCUACGCCUUCCGCCCCGACGCGCCCUCCCCCUUCGGUAUGCCCGAGGCCAACGGCUCCCUCCACGACGACCCCUUCGCCGCCCCCGACAACGACAACGGACCCGUGCUCCCUCCGCCCAACCAGAUGGGCGCUGACGAGGGCUUCCUGCUGCGCGAGUGGCGCCGUCAAAAUGCAAUCCUUCUGGAGGAAAAGGAGAAGAAGGAAAAGGAGAUGAGGAAUCAAAUCAUCCUUGAUGCCAAAGAAUUCAAGAAGGCAUUUGUUGAGAAGCGAAAGCUGAACGUUGAGACAAGCAAGGAUCAAAACCGAGAAAGGGAGAAGCUUUACCUGGCCAAUCAGGAGAAGUUCCAUGCUGGCGCAGACAAGCAGUACUGGAAGGCGAUAUCAGAACUGAUCCCACAUGAGAUUGCAAACAUUGAGAAGAGAGGAGCAAAGAAAGACAAGGAUAAGGAGAAAAAGCCUGGGAUUGUUGUGAUCCAGGGCCCAAAGCCUGGGAAGCCCACUGACAUGUCACGGAUGCGUCAGAUAUUGCUGAAGCUGAAGCACACUCCCCCUCCACAUAUGAAGCCACCUCCCCCUCCCGCUGCAGCCACCGGUAAGGAUGGUGCUGCAGGAAAGGAUGGAGCCAAGGUAGCUGCGGCAGCUAGCAAGGACGCCUCUGCCAAUGGCAGUGUUCCAGAGAUGGAGAAGGCCGCUGCUGCAGCAGCACCUGCAGCAGCAGCAACUGAACCCAUUGCUGCUGCCUGAGUGAUAACGGCUUGGCUCAGCUGCUAAUGGUUUCCUGUAGGACACAGAGGAGAAGGCAGAGUGUCUGGCACGGAUGUGCGCCACGUAUGGUGUAGCGUUGUUUUUGUUAAGAAAGUGUUGUGUUGUGUUGGGACCUUGAUUCGUUGCUACAUAUAUUGUUAUUGCAUUUUGUAGAGAAAAGAUGAGAGGGGAUAUAUCCUGGCAAUAAUAAGUUAAAUCUGUUGUAUUAGGAUGUGCGUGAUUGUGUGAUGUUGUGACGGUGGUUGUACUAUUUUCCAGGUUGUCGGAUUUUGGUAAACUCAACUGUGUAUUUUAUUUGCAUAUAUUAUUAUUAUUAUUAUUAUUAUUAUUAUUAU
This is a messenger RNA of Oryza sativa Japonica Group (Japanese rice), 1353 nucleotides long. NCBI's taxonomy places the organism in Eukaryota, Viridiplantae, Streptophyta, Magnoliopsida, Poales, Poaceae. The record is from RefSeq and is a predicted model, not a curated record.